Fimicolochytrium jonesii is the source of this 2324-nucleotide messenger RNA. Its product is annotated as ABC1 family-domain-containing protein. The transcript has 4 exons. Gene Ontology annotation, cellular component: mitochondrial inner membrane. Gene Ontology annotation, biological process: mitochondrion organization; lipid homeostasis. Lineage: Eukaryota; Fungi; Chytridiomycota; Chytridiomycetes; Spizellomycetales; Powellomycetaceae. The record is from RefSeq and is a predicted model, not a curated record. The coding region runs from base 214 to 2217 and encodes 667 amino acids.
GUUGGGACAGGGCCAGAAGCGGAGAUUCGUAGUUGCCACCUUUCCGGCGUGUCAUGCAGCCCACUGCAGGCCUGCUUCUCUGCGUAAUUCUCAUAUUCACACAGCACAUAUACAAAAUAGUCGUCAAAUACGGGUUUCCUAUACAAGUUGGACGGCGCUCGCAGCGGACUCGUAGCAUCUCUUCUUACCUGAGGUUGCGUCGCAGGUUCCAAGAUGUCCACCAGACUCGCGUUGUCACAAUGCCCUCGGUUUUUCCGGUUGCUGACGACGAGGAGUUGCAGACCAACGCCGUGCAGUAUUAAUAUACCGCAGUCCGCCGUCGGGGAUGUUCGGUGCUUGUGGGUGUCCUCACGAACCCGAAGUUACUCCAGCACCGCGAAAGGUUUCGGUGUCCCGUCGACCCGCCUGCACACCUCAGCUACUUCAUCACAACGACUCUCCCCAGCAGAAUGGUGGCGGCGGCGAGGCAGCAACCCUCCAGCUCACGGAACCGUAGUCCGACCACGUCGCCGAGGAGCAACCGCAUUCAUCACCCUCUUCGGGUUUCUCGGCGGAACCGUUCUCGGUUUCUACCUGUACGACCGCGAAGGUUUCAACCACAACGUUCUUGCCCUCGUUCGGAGUUCGCGCGCGUUGAAGACGGGUUUCUUGAUGGGAGUGGAUUACAAGUGGUCGCUGAGAGAUGACGAGGCAAAAAUAGGGAAGGAGGAGUAUGAGCGGCGGAAGAGUGCGUGCCAUCAGAGGUCGGCGGAUCGGAUGCUGGAACUGUGUAAGGACAACCAGGGCAUUUACAUCAAGUUGGGACAACACAUUGCGGCGAUGGUGUUCCUUCUGCCCCUCGAAUACACCGAGACGAUGCGACCUCUCCAAGACCGCUGCCCAAUGACACCCUUCGCGGAUGUCGAAGCCCUUUUCAAAAGCGAUUUAGGCUGCUCGAUAUCCGACAUGUUCUCCGAAUUCAACCCGCAACCACUCGGAGUCGCCUCGCUCGCUCAGGUUCACCGCGCCCGCCUGCUCACGGGACAAGAAGUCGCCGUCAAAGUGCAGCACCCGUAUCUCGAUGAAUACACGCCAGUCGACAUUGCGACGACAUGUUUCAUUGUGCGCCUAGCGAAGAAGGUGUUCCCCCAGUUCGAUUUUGAUUGGCUGGCGGAGGAGAUGCAGGAGAGUUUGCCCCAGGAACUGGAUUUUGUGAAUGAGGCGGCGAAUGCGCAGAAGGCCAAGGCGCUGUUUGCGGAUCAAUCUGUAUUGCAUAUUCCGGAGGUGUAUUGGUCGGCGCGUCGGUUGCUGGUGAUGGAAUUCUGCGCGGGAGGAAAGAUCGAUGAUGUAGAGUACUACCGAAAGCACAACCUGAGUGUGAUGGAGGUCUCCGCGGAAUUGUCGAAAAUCUACUCGCAGAUGAUGUUCCUCCAUGGUUUUGUACAUUGUGAUCCUCAUCCCGGUAACAUCUUCGUUCGCCCCCGUCCCCGCCCUCUCCUGUCCUACAUCCCCAUCCUCCGCUGGUUCCUCAGCAACCCGCACAACUUCGAAAUCAUCCUCCUCGACCACGGCCUCUAUCGUCAACUCUCCAACGCCUUCCGCCUCGACUACGCCCACCUCUGGGCCUCCAUCCUCGCCGGAAACGAACCCGACAUCCUCCUAUAUUCCUACAAGUUGUUCAGCUACGGUAAAUACGGCAGCGCAUCACCGGCAAAAGCAAGCGAUGGGAUAGAAUACCACCGCCUUUUUGCGUCGAUGCUAACCGGCCGCAGCUGGGACGUGAUCUCCGACCACGAAACGGGCCUCGCGCAAAAACGCACCACCCACGAAUUCGAAGUCAUCAAAGCAAAAGCAUCCACCGGUAGAUUCUUCCUCGCCAUCGCCGACAUCCUCGCCAAACUGCCGCGCGAACUCCUCUUGCUGCUCAAAUCCAACGACCUCCUCCGCGCCGUCGACGAGAAACUCGGCGUCGCUGACGCCGGCGCGGAGGGUGGGAUGGACCACAUGCUCCGCACGGUGGCCACGAUGGGAUGGUACUGCGCGCUGGCGAUCAAGCGCGAGACGACGAGGCAGAUGGUGGCGCAGAGGGCGGAGAUGGGGAUUGUGAGGCCGGUGUGGACCGAGGAGGCGUAUUGGAGGAGUGUGGUGGGGUAUUGGAGGGUGGGGAUUAGGGUGUGGGCGUUGGAGGCCUGGUUGUGGGGGAGGAGGGUUUUCAGGCGGUUGAGUGCUGCUGGGUGAGGCACAUUUCUCCGACGAGCGCCUGCCCAGAGUCGCACGCUGAUCUUGCGUAAUCCUUGCUUGGUUCUCGGCGAAAAUUUCUCCGCGCUGGAGAUCCCAGUCGAUUG